Molecule: messenger RNA, 906 nt
Organism: Saccharomycopsis crataegensis
Lineage: Eukaryota; Fungi; Ascomycota; Saccharomycetes; Ascoideales; Saccharomycopsidaceae
Gene: GGC1
Product: Ggc1p
Exons: 1
Coding region: 1-906 (301 amino acids)
Cellular component (GO): mitochondrion
Molecular function (GO): guanine nucleotide transmembrane transporter activity
Source: RefSeq, a predicted model, not a curated record
AUGGCCCCAACUUCUAGUGACAAGAAAAAUAGUGCUUCUGCCAGAGUCUUUGGUUCUGCCUCGGCCGGGAUUUGUGAAAUCGGUGUUUUCCACCCAGUCGACACCAUCUCCAAGCGUUUGAUGUCAAACACCACCAAGGUGAACAACUUAACUCUUUUGAACAACGUUAUUUUCCGUGAACAUGCCCAAGAAGCUUUCGGGAAACGUCUCUUCUCUCUUUUCCCUGGUCUUGGGUACGCUGCCUGUUACAAAGUCUUGCAAAGAGUUUACAAGUACGGUGGUCAACCAUUUGUCAAUGAAAAAUUGACCAAGAACUUCAAGAGCACUUACGACAAUGCUUUCGGGGCUAAGACUGGUAAAGCUUUGUUGAGUGCCACUGCCGGGUCCUUGAUUGGAAUUGGUGAAGUUGUUUUGUUGCCAUUGGAUGUCUUGAAGAUCAAACGUCAAACUAACCCAGAAUCAUUCAAAGGUAGAGGGUUCAUCAAGAUUUUGAAAGACGAAGGGUUUGGAUUGUAUCGUGGAUGGGGCUGGACCAUGGCCAGAAAUGCUCCUGGUUCAUUCGCCUUGUUUGGUGGUAAUGCUUUUGCUAAGGAAUACGUUUUGGGUUUGAAAGAUUAUAAUUCUGCUACUUGGAGUCAAAAUUUCGUCAGUUCGAUUUUCGGGGCUAGUUCCUCCUUGAUUGUUUCUGCUCCUUUGGACGUUAUCAAGACCAGAAUUCAAAAUAGAAAUUUCGAAAACCCAGAAAGUGGGGUCAAGAUUUUGAAAAACAUCAUCAAGAAUGAAGGUUUCACCGCCUUCUUCAAAGGUUUGACUCCAAAAUUGUUGACUACUGGUCCAAAGUUGGUGUUCUCCUUUGCCUUGGCCCAAACUUUGAUCCCAGCUUUUGACAAGUUAUUGGCUAAAUGA